UCAAAACUCAAGGGUUGCCCCGGUCUUCGUUUCAAAGUUUAAAAUCCAUUUCUUUUUCUCGCUUCUGCUGAUUCGAUCCAAAAUUUAUUUUACUGUUUUUUUCAAAACAACUCAACAACCUCCAUUGCAGCUUCUAUCAAAAGUUCAUACCACAAAAAAAAAUCCAUUCUCUGAAAAUCGGAGCUCCCUCCGCUCCCUCUCUCUCUUUCUCUCGCGUGUGUGUCAUUUUUUUAUCCUUAUCUAUCAGAGAUUUGUUUUUAAUAGUUUAAAAUUUGAAAUAUUUGUUACUGUGCGGUUAUCCGAGGCGUGGGCUUUUUGAAAAAUUACGGGCUGGGAUUGACUUACGAUAGACGGAAGUUCUAUUCGGAACCCUAAUCGGAUCGAAAAGGUGAGACCAGAGAGAUGAAUGCAGUUGGUAGGCAGAUGCAGAGAUCUGGUACUUCGACCGUUCAUCACCAGCGUCAGUACUCGGACAAUUUCUUAGAUUCUUCGUCUAAUGGAAGAUGGCUUCAAUCUGCUGGUCUUCAGCAUCUUCAAUCGUCUAACGCGACUUUACCUGGUUUACAGGACUAUGGUUAUUAUGGCGGCGGCGGUGGAGGUGGAGGAGUUCAGGGGUCGAAGAUGUAUCGGAAUUUGCAGAGGAGUGUUACUGGAGUGAACGAGCUCUUCUCGGAGCCUUCGACUCCUCCUGUUAACUCGCGGUCAUCCAGCUUGAGGAAGAACGGCGAAGAUCAUGUGUCGCCAAGCGAGCUCAGCCCUGGGAUCUUGGAUCUGCAUUCCUUCGAUACUGAGCUACUUCCAGAUAUGCCAGUUCCUGGCCUAUAUGAUGGUUCUUCCCUUUACCAUUCUGUUCGUGGAAGAAGCUUUGAUGAUUCCGAGCCUUAUCUUUCCACCAACAAACAAACAACCAGAGCUCGUGGUUUGCCAGAGAACAAUCUACUUAAAAGCUUUACAGCUGAUAAGGAGAAGGCCUCUUCUGUUGCCAAGAUCAAAGUUGUGGUGCGCAAGAGGCCACUUAAUAAAAAGGAAAUGGCAAAGAAAGAGGAAGACAUAAUAACCAUAGAUUCGAGUUCCAACUCUCUUACAGUUCAUGAGACUAAACUCAAGGUUGAUCUUACCGAGUAUGUUGAGAAGCAUGAAUUUGUCUUUGAUGCAGUGUUGAACGAACAGGUUUCAAAUGAUGAAGUAUAUCGCGAGACAGUGGAACCCAUUGUUCCAAUUAUUUUCCAGCGAACAAAAGCAACUUGUUUUGCUUAUGGGCAAACAGGGAGUGGGAAAACUUAUACUAUGCAACCAUUGCCACUUAAGGCAUCCCAGGACAUAUUGAGAUUAAUGCACCAUACAUACCGGAACCAAGGUUUUCAGUUGUUUGUGAGUUUCUUUGAGAUAUAUGGUGGGAAACUUUUUGAUCUCCUUAAUGACCGGAGAAAGCUUUGUAUGAGAGAGGAUGGUAAGCAGCAAGUGUGCAUUGUGGGUUUGCAAGAAUACCGAGUAUCUAAUGUGGAGACAAUCAGGGAGUUUAUCGAGAAAGGAAAUGCUACUAGAAGUACAGGUACAACUGGUGCUAAUGAGGAGUCUUCCCGCUCGCAUGCCAUACUGCAACUUGCUAUCAAGAGGUCAGUCGAUGGAAGUGAAUCGAAGCCUGCCCGGGUGGUUGGCAAACUCUCCUUCAUAGAUCUUGCUGGAAGUGAGCGAGGUGCAGAUACCACUGAUAAUGACAAGCAGACAAGAAUGGAAGGUGCUGAGAUAAAUAAAAGUUUACUUGCAUUGAAGGAAUGCAUUCGAGCACUUGACAAUGACCAAGGGCAUAUUCCUUUCAGAGGGAGUAAACUGACGGAAGUUCUUCGAGAUUCUUUUGUUGGCGACUCACGAACUGUUAUGAUAUCUUGCAUUUCACCAAACUCAGGAUCAUGUGAACAUACCCUGAAUACAUUAAGAUAUGCUGACAGGGUUAAGAGCCUUUCAAAAGGGAACAACUCCAAAAAGGAUCCUUUGUCGUCAGCAUUAAACCCAAGAGAGUCAACUGCAUUGCCCUUAUCUUCAGUUCUACCGACGGUUACAACUUUUGAUAGUAAUGUCUCUGAUGUUCCCAAUGAAACCAACAGAUUUGGAUGGUCAAAACAGUUUGAAAAGGAAACUUCUCCUCCUUUCAACAUGGAUAGAGUACCUAGUGGGAGGGAGGAUUUUGAUUUCCCAAACGAUCAGAGAGGUGGUCGGGGUGGCACCCGUGCUGAAGAUUUUGAUUUGCCUGAUGAAUUCUAUGAGCAGGAGAAGCCAGUGCGAAAGAAGAAUGGAAAGAUGGAGAAGUACCAGAUCUCAACUGCCGAGGAUAAGGUCAGGAAUAGCGAUAGUCUGAUGAAAUGGAAGGAUAUUCCAGGUGUUGAUUCUAACAAUUCACAUUCCGAUGAUGAUCUGAAUGCUCUAUUAGAGGAAGAGGAAGAUCUUGUUGGCGCUCACCGGAGACAGGUGGAAGAGACAUUAGAUAUUGUUCGAGAGGAAAUGAAGCUCUUGGUGGAAGCAGAACAACCGGGAAAUCAGCUGGAUGAUUACAUCUCCAGAUUGAACACUAUUCUUACUCAGAAGGCUGCAGGAAUUUUGCAGUUGCAGACCCGCUUGGCUAAUUUCCAGAGGCGUCUGAAUGAAUACAAUGUGUUGGUGUCUUCUGGGAUCUGAUUUCAUACGGGGUGAUGAUUGGAGUCACUUCUUAUUAGGUUUGGCGUUUUGCAUCAUAUUAGUGCAGAAUAUACACAUUAUAUGGGGACUUGCCAGAAUGCCCCGUUGGUGGGUUUGGUGAUGCAGGUGCGCCACAUCUGCAGUCGCGAGUAGCCAUCUGUUGCUGUUGAAAUAUGGGGCUUCACUGCUCAGAUGAGUUGCUUGUUGGUGAUUUUCCUUGGACGAUAUGUGGUAUCAGGUUUUAUAGGUUGCAGUUUUAUGGAGUGAGAGGAUCUGGUUCUCUCUUUAAUUCUUUUUCUUUUUUGUGAGUUGUUGGGAACUAGUAUAUGGAUUUAUGCUGAUUGAAAUCUUCUUUGUAAAGAUCCUUGUCUGUAUAAUUGUUUGAUAAAGCAAAUAUUAUUAGCACUCUGAUAUUAAGCAAAUUUCUUUCUGGUUUGAGUCGGUA
Nelumbo nucifera (sacred lotus) is the source of this 3118-nucleotide messenger RNA. Its product is annotated as kinesin-like protein KIN-13B. Gene Ontology annotation, biological process: microtubule-based movement; microtubule depolymerization. Lineage: Eukaryota; Viridiplantae; Streptophyta; Magnoliopsida; Proteales; Nelumbonaceae. Gene Ontology annotation, cellular component: microtubule. The record is from RefSeq and is a predicted model, not a curated record. Gene Ontology annotation, molecular function: microtubule motor activity; ATP binding; microtubule binding.